CUGAAAUGGACAACUGGGUUAAAUCUGCGAAGAUUUCCUACAAGCGGUGGAGUAAUCCUGAACUUAGGGAUGAGACAGAUUUUGUUGGUCAGACUGAUGAGGAUCAGACCACAGACAAUGAGAUCUGCACCAUAGCUUCAGCCGCACCUGAUUCAGGACGAGCAGAGUCUGCAUCCAGCUGUGGAUCCGAUAAGAUUGAAGAAACCUUCACCGUAGACGAAGCCCUGGAGGCCAUCGGCUUCGGAAAGUUUCAGUGGAAAAUCUCUCUCCUCACUGGACUGUCAUGGGUAGCGGACGCCAUGGAGAUGAUGAUCCUCAGCAUCUUGGGCCCUCAGCUGCACUGUGAAUGGAGGCUGCCCAGCUACCAAGUGGCACUCAUAACAUCGGUGGUGUUUGUCGGGAUGGGGAUCAGUUCGCCCGUGUGGGGGAAUGUGUCCGACAAGUACGGCAGAAGAGUCGGUCUGACGAUUUCCAUGUGCUGGACUCUGUACUACGGCCUGAUGAGCGCCUUCAGCCCGGUGUACGGCUGGCUGUUGGUCCUGCGAGGCCUCUUAGGUUUUGGCAUCGGAGGAGCUCCUCAGUCGGUGACGCUGUACUCAGAGUUCCUUCCAGUGAAGGCAAGAGGCAUCUGCAUCAUGCUGAUCGCGGCGUUCUGGGCGAUCGGUGCCGUGUUCGAGGUCCUCCUGGCCUUGUGGAUAAUGCCCACUCUGGGCUGGAGGUGGCUGCUCGGCCUGUCUACGAUACCAAUGGCGAUCUUUGUUUCCUUUUGCUUUUGGCUGCCUGAAAGUCCUCGCUUUGACGUGCUGACGGGAAGAAGAGAAAAGGCCAUGGAAACUUUAGCACGCGUUGCCAAAGAGAACGGCAAGACCAUGCCUCAGGGGAGGAUGAUGGCUUAUAAACAGGGUGACCGCGGACGGAUUAAAGACCUCUUUGCUGCUCAGUACUGGAGGACGACUCUUCUUCUGUGGUUUAUAUGGUUCGCGAACGCCUUCUCCUAUUACGGGAUUGUCCUGUUGACAACGGAGCUGUUCCAGGCUGGAGAUUCAUGCGUGGCGACCCAAGGAGCCAAGAUCGAACCGACCUGCAGCCUCGAAUGUAAAUAUUUAACAUCAGCAGACUACAAGGACCUUCUAUGGACGACCUUGGCUGAAUUCCCAGGUCUUCUUGUUGUCCUUCUGGCAGUUGACCAUAUCGGCAGGAAGAAAAGCAUGGCGCUGUGUUUCUUCAUGUUUUCUUUAUGCGUUCUGCCUUUAUUCGCUUGUAUUGAGAGAAUCGCUCUUACGAUCCUAAUCUUCGUUGCCAGAGCCUUCAUCUCUGGAGGAUAUCAAGUCGUAUUUGUUUACACACCAGAAGUGUUUCCUACAGAAAACAGAGCCUUAGCAAUGGGGACUUCCAGUGCGAUGGCCAGGGUGGGUGCCCUGAUUACACCCUUCAUUGCUCAGGUGAUGCUCAGGACUUCGGUGUAUUUGACCCUGUCGGUGUACGUUGGCGUUUCCGUGCUGGCUGGCGUUGCGUCCUUGAUCCUGCCCAUUGAGACGCUGGGCAGGAGCCUGCAGGAGUCCAGUCGUGACCAGGAAGCUGGAGGACAAACAACCAGCCAAUCAAACGGCACGACAGACUCCACGGACCAGCGAUAGGUCGACCAGGAAGGAAGGGAGAAAAAAAAGGUCAAAGAAAGGAUGUUGUGUCACCUCCUGGCCUCCUGCUGAUGCCACAUUUGUCUGUUUGACGAUGGACUGAGUCAUCUGAGCGCCGAUGGGCGAAGAGCGGCAGGGAACAGUCUUAUUACAGGCAGGUAGGGAUAAUCGAGGGUCGGCCUUGUGAGAGAGGAAGCCCAGUCGUACUCGGGCUGGUUUGUUUACCUUCUCCUACACUGAGAGAAGCACCAGAGGGACAUUAUGGAGGAUGAUGAUGCACCAUGGACCAAACGUGAUCUCAAGAGAGACCAUUUUUCUUAAAUGUUGAAUAAAAUGAUUUUUAAAAAGAGG
Messenger RNA from Stegastes partitus (bicolor damselfish), 1988 nucleotides. Its product is annotated as synaptic vesicle 2-related protein-like. Gene Ontology annotation, molecular function: transmembrane transporter activity. Gene Ontology annotation, biological process: transmembrane transport. Bases 6 to 1637 code for a protein of 543 amino acids. NCBI's taxonomy places the organism in Eukaryota, Metazoa, Chordata, Actinopteri, Pomacentridae. Gene Ontology annotation, cellular component: membrane. The record is from RefSeq and is a predicted model, not a curated record. The transcript is spliced from 16 exons.